AUGGCUUCAUUCAACACCAGAGAAGGACCCUCGAGCUAUUCCUCGGGUCAAGGUCGAAGUUGUGCCUGGUUUCCCCCGCAGCAACCCGCUGCCGCCGGCAAGAGACCUCGGAAGAACAGCAGCAAUAACAGAAGGGGUGGCUUCGGCUGCCAUCAAAGCAACGCCAAUUCUGUGGACGCAGAUGGCGAUAUCAACAAGAGGGAGAGAAAAGGACGACGAGCUGGCUUUGGCCGCCGUCAGAAGCCCACUGCGUCAUUUAUGGACGCAGAUGGAGAUAAUACUAUUGGGGAGAUAAAGGAAAGAAAGGAGCGACGAGCUGGCUUCGGCCGUCGACAGAAUCGCACUGUGCCUUUGAUAGACGCAGAUGGAGAUGUUAUCAUGGGGGGGAUAGAGACCUUUAGGAUCUGUCCUCGGGUGGAUGCGGAUGGAGACGUGGAGAUGGUGGAUAUUGAUAUGUAUGAGUUGUGGAAGAAUAAAAAUCUCAUGAAGAGGGGCAAUAAGCAGAAUCCAAACAAGAUGUCUGUAAGAAUGCAAACGAGAGAGAAGCCUCGCAGUGUGCCAGGAAGACAGGCACAGGAUCCUCAAGGAGAGAGCACGAGACACAAACCUGGAAGGAGACAAAGAAAGUUCGCACCGGGGAGUGGAAACCAGCGAAAGGAAGCAGAUUGUAUGUCGCAGUCCCGGUCAGGGUUUUUACCUGGCACAUAUGGCCAGGAUGUUUCCCUUGACUGUAUCAUCACCUAA
Aspergillus affinis is the source of this 744-nucleotide messenger RNA. RefSeq lists its product as uncharacterized. The record is from RefSeq and is a predicted model, not a curated record. Lineage: Eukaryota; Fungi; Ascomycota; Eurotiomycetes; Eurotiales; Aspergillaceae. The coding region runs from base 1 to 744 and encodes 247 amino acids. The transcript has a single exon.